AUGUUUCUCAUUUUUGGGUCAAUUCUCCUUGCUUUAUAUUUUGAGCCCAUUUUAUCAAUUUUGGCAGUGCAAAAAAAUGAGAUUCGAACUUAUGAAUCUUUAGAUGGUUUAUGGACUUUUGUAAGAGAACCAACAAAUUAUGGAGAUCUUGGAAUAACAAAUGAAUGGUAUUCAAAUGAUUUAAGCAAGUUUGAUGUUAGUCAUCCAAAUUUGAAAAAUUAAAUUCCUAAAACUAUUUUUAGAAUGCUACAGUAAUGCCUGUUCCAAGUGCAUAUAAUGAUCUUGGAACAUCAAGUGAACUUCGAGAUCAUAUUGGAUGGGUUUGGUAUGAGAAAAAAGAAAUUAUACCAUUUAGAGAUCAACAAUUUCGACAUUUUCUACGAUUUGCAAGUGUCAAUUAUUUUGCAGUUGUUGUAAGCUGCUUUGAAUUAUUUGUAAAAAAAAAAACAAAUCUACCGUAUUUUUACAGUAUGUCAAUUCACAAAAAGUGACAACGCAUGUUGGCGGACAUUUGCCAUUUGAAGUUGAUGUUUCUCAGUAUUUGAAAUUUGGAAUUGAAAAUAAGUUCACAGUUGCUGUAAAUAACACAUUAUCCUGGGCAACUAUUCCUCAGGGAGAUUUUAAUUAUCAAAAAGCUUCUUCGCGAAAUAUUUCUGGUAGAAUGGUGAGUUCAUAUUCGUUUAAAAGCUCUCGAAAUGUGCUAUCGAACAGUGUACGUUUUGUUAAAGUUAUUCGUCAAAAAUAGUUUUUUUACUCGAAAAACAAACGAUUUCCGCGCGCGCCUUCUCUCUGUUCAUUACACACACACAGUAACAAUAGCACAGCGCACAACCAGCCAUGUGUCGCGACACACAAACAUUGAAAUAGUGUGUGAAACACAAUCGAUUUGGUUUUAACCCAGUUAACCAAGGUAAUUUGGUGUUUUGACCUUUCGAAAGAAAGUGUUGAAAAACAACUGUAAUUUUUGGAUCCAGCUUCUUCGGGGUAUCCGGAGGGGCGAUCAAUUUUGAAUGAUAAAAAACAACGGAAUUUUUUUCAUAGACAGGGAAAGAACCUAAAAUCUUCUACAGUAAAAAAAACAAUUGCUUCAACAAAUUAUGUCAAAUUUUGCAGCUUUCCCGUCUUCCAUCUGGUGCUUUCAAAGAUGUUGGAAACUUCGAUUUUUUCAAUUAUGCUGGAAUUCUUCGUAGUGUUCAACUUGUCAAACUUCCAUCUUCAUAUAUUGAAAAUAUAAUAAUUGUUGCUGAUCACACAGGCUCAUUUUAUUAUGAAACAGCAAUCAGCGAUUUGAAUAAUGGAUUGGUUGUUGAAUCAAAAAUAUUUGAUGAUAAUAAUUUAGUGGUUUUCAAAUCAAAUUCAACAAAAGGCGAAGGACAAUUAGAAAAUGCAAAAUUAUGGUGGCCACGUGGAAUGGGAAAACCAAAUCUGUAUAUUCUCGAAAUAACUUUGCUUUCAUCAGAUGGACAAGUUGUUGAUGUUUAUAGAGAAACAUUUGGAUUCCGAACUGUUUCUUUAACUGAAUCACAAAUGCUUAUAAAUCAAAAACCAUUUUAUUGUCUUGGUUUUGGAAUGCACGAAGAUUUCGAAUUAUCUGGUCGAGGUUUUAAUCAAGUUGUAAUGACAAAAGAUUUAAAUUUAUUGGAAUGGAUGGGUGGAAAUUGUUAUAGAACAACACAUUAUCCAUAUGCUGAAGAAAGAAUGGCUGAAAAUGAUCGAAGAGGAAUUGCAGUUAUUGUUGAAACACCAGCUGUUGGAUUAAAGUAUGUUAUUUUCAAGUUUUCCCAAAACAAAUGUUUUUUCAGAGGAUUUCCAAAAGCUAAUAACAAUCUACACAUUAAAAUGUUGACAGAUAUGAUCGAUCGAGAUAAAAAUCACCCAUCUGUUAUUGCUUGGUCGUUAGCAAAUGAACCAGUUACAAAGAAAAAAGAAAGUCGAAAUUAUUUCAGGUAAUUUGAAAUAUGUUGCAAAAUUAGAAUUGGAUAUAUUUUCAGAAGUUUAGUUGAAACCGCUCAUGGAAUUGAUCGAACCCGGCCAGUUACAACAGUUUACGGACCAACAAAUUUCGACGAUGAUCAAACAGCUGAUUUGAUGGAUUUUAUUUGUGUAAAUCGAUAUUAUGGUUGGUAUAUUGAUAUGGGACAAAUGGAAUGGAUAAAUCAAAGUGUUUAUUGGGAUUUGUCACUUUGGAAAGAAACUUUCAAAAAACCAUUAAUGGUAACAGAAUAUGGAGCUGAUAGUAUACUAGGAUUGAAUCAAGAACCUUCGGUUGAUUUUUCUGAACAAUAUCAAUCUGAAUUAAUUCAUCAAACUCAUCUUGCAUUUGAUGCUUUGAGAAAAGAUCAUACAAUUACUGGAGAAAUGAUUUGGAAUUUUGCUGAUUUUAUGACUGGAAUGAGUGAGUUGAAAUAAUUGAAAUGAAAAUGAAAAUGGAAAUGGGAUUUGAAAAGAUAAGGGGGCGGGGUCACGUUUUUAUUCCAAUAAAAAAUAGUUGUUUUCAGAAUGGCUUUCGUAAAACCUACAGUACCCUAUGAGAACAAAUAUAAGGAAUUUUCUGGGUUACCGUAGUUUUACUUUCCAAAGAUAGUGUAAUAACUACAGUAAUUCUGGUAACUUUAGCUGAUUGGAAUCAACUUUUCGGAACUUCGGAAGUCCAAUUUUUACUUCCAAUUUUAUUUUCUCGAUUUCGGGGUUCCUACUUUUAAUUCAAAAUAAUUUUUCGGAACUUUGGAAGAAAUUCUGAAAAUCUAUAUAACCCAAAUAUAUUAUUUUCAGCUACAACACGAGCUGUUGGAAAUCAUAAAGGAGUUUUCACGCGAACACGUCAAGCAAAAAUGGCUGCCUACACUCUUCGAAAUCGAUAUUUAUCACUUUUUAAUCAAACUGAUCUUCCUUUAUGGGAUACUAAAAAGCAGCUUUAUUAA
Messenger RNA from Caenorhabditis angaria, 2921 nucleotides. The record is from the annotation of a GenBank genome assembly. Lineage: Eukaryota; Metazoa; Nematoda; Chromadorea; Rhabditida; Rhabditidae.